Messenger RNA from Dreissena polymorpha, 3718 nucleotides. Its product is annotated as P protein-like. The transcript is spliced from 21 exons. Gene Ontology annotation, biological process: transmembrane transport. Bases 163 to 2475 code for a protein of 770 amino acids. Gene Ontology annotation, cellular component: membrane. The record is from RefSeq and is a predicted model, not a curated record. Lineage: Eukaryota; Metazoa; Mollusca; Bivalvia; Myida; Dreissenidae.
UUUUUCUCUCACUGUAAGAAUAUUUGAUUUUUGUUGUGGGUGAUAUUUGAUAUUUUUGUAUGCCUUUAGAAAGUUAUUUUGUUCCUUGUUAAUUAGUUUUCAAUAUGCUUUGACAUUGGAGCGUACAUUUGCAUUUGGACAUACACACUUGAGAAGUUUAAGAUGAAUCGCCGUGGCAGUGCCGUGGAGUCACAGAUCCAUGUGAACCCUCACAGACCCAAGACACCCAGCCGCAUACCCAGUAUCAGUGUAGCCUCAGAAUACGAGACGUUAUCUAAUGGCCGCACGUCAGAGACUUUGUUGACAUCUCGAGACCCCAUUACUUAUGGAGCAAUUCCAGACAGGCCUGUCAAUGAAACAAGCACCACACCGCUGAGUAGCUCACACAGUUUUGAGGAUGAUGAUGACGACGACAAAACACCAUUCUUUAGCAGUAGCAACCUGCGCAAACUUGGCAAAAUUGGCGCGAAAGAAAUGCUGAAUCAUCUGAAAGUCUUCAUCUUGUUUGUGAUCACUGUAACAGCUGCAGUAUUUGUGAUCAUGCACCAGGAGGAAGAGAGCGUGACAAAGUGGAACAUGACCAGCGUUCAGUACAACACUACCAAGACAAUACUCAUACCAGAAAAAGACCAAGACAGCCUUAGCCAGUUAAUUUUGAAAGGACCAUUUGAUGACAAUAUCAGUUCAACGGGAAACAUACUGAUUGUUUUAUUACAAAGUAAUAUUGUUGCAACACUUCAUAUCAAUCAAUCAAUGCUUGCAAGUCAAUCCAGCAAAGAAAUUUCCACAAAUACAUCAACACUGAAAAAACCUGAAUCUAUCAACAGGAGUGUCACGUUGAACUUGACCAUAGCCUGGCAGGUGAUUGGUGCCCCACUUUCACCAGAAGUGUGCUAUCCUCUCGACUUCAGCUACAAAUUCUCACAUUCGGCCAAAGCCAAGGAAAUCUGGGCCCUGGUUGUGCUCAUAUUCGUGUAUGGCUUGAUUAUAUUUGAUCUUGUGCAUCGAACACUUGCUGCAAUUAUUGGCUCGUUGAUAGCGAUAGCUGUGAUGUCAGCUUUCUCAAUGCGUCCCACCCUGGAGACUAUUAUGUCGUGGCUUGACGUGGAGACACUCUCGCUCCUAUUUGGGAUGAUGAUUAUAGUGGCCAUUUUCUCUGAAACUGGCUUCUUUGACUUCUGUGCUCUACAGGCGUACAAGUUGGCCAAGGGCAAGGUGUGGCCCCUGAUCACGCUGCUGUGUGCCUUCAGUGCCAUCGUCUCAGCUUUCCUUGACAACGUGACCACCAUCCUGCUACUGACACCUGUCACUAUUAGGCUUUGCGAGGUUCUCAACCUGGACCCCAAGAAGAUUCUCAUUGCAGAGGUGCUGUUCUCAAACAUUGGCGGCACUGCGACUGCCAUAGGGGACCCUCCAAAUGUUAUGAUUGUUUCCCAUAAAGACAUUCGUAACGCAGGUAUCAGUUUUGCUAACUUCUCGGGAUACAUGGCUCUGGGCAUCUUAUUUGUUGCGCUAGCUGCCUAUGGACUUCUACGGUUCAUCUACAGAAAUAUGGCGGACUUGGAGAAUAAAGACCCCAUUGAAAUAUCCGAGCUGCGCCAUGAGAUCGAGAUGUGGCGGCGUGCAGCCAUGCGUAUCGUUGCCGUGUCCCGGGAGGAGAAGGUCAUGCAGGCCAUGUUCCUGCAGCGGGUGGCAGAGCUCGAGAAUCAACUUGUCAAGGCCAUGUACAAGAUGCAAAGAAGGAAGCAGAAGAAUUUCAAAGAAAUGCUUACUGAUCUGGAAACAAAGUAUCGAAUCACGAACAUUCCCCUGUUGUUGAAGAGUUGUGCUGUGUUGCUGAUGGUGAUCAUUCUGUUCUUCACGUAUUCCUUUGUUCAUCAAAUGCACGUGGGUCUUGGUUGGAUUGCCAUCAUUGGGGCUGUGCUGCUGAUGGUGCUGGCGGACAUGCACGAGUUGGAGACCAUCCUGCACCGUGUGGAGUGGUCCACACUCAUCUUCUUUGCUGCUCUCUUCUCUCUUAUGGAGGCACUAAACGAGCUAGGGCUUAUAAAGUGGAUUGGGGACGGAGUAAGCCAGCUUAUAAAUGAUGCAGAAGAAGAGCACCGGCUUCUGGUUGCCGUAGUGAUGAUAAUAUGGGUGUCAUCUCUGGCUUCGAGUUUCAUCGACAACAUACCCUUCACCUCUGCAAUGAUUCCAAUCAUUGUCCAACUGAACACUGAAGCUAAUCUGCCAAUUUUCCCUCUAGUUCUUGCCCUUGCAUUUGGAGCAUGCUUAGGAGGAAAUGGCACAAUAAUUGGAGCCUCGGCCAAUGUGGUGUCAGCAGGCAUUGCAGAGCAGCAUGGAUAUGGGUUCACUUUCUGGGACUUUUUUAAGGUUGGAUUCCCAACAAUGCUUGUGACUACUUUGGUUGCAAUGGUGUACCUGAUAAUAGGGAUCAACGUUGGACUGCAAAAACAACUGGUUCAUAAAUCUUAGUGGCUACUUUGUUGGGUGCCUUCGAUGUGCCUACACUGCCCCUGGCGGAUGAACCUUCCAUUUUGUGCAAUAUGUGGACUGCCGUGUUCUUGUAUUUUUAUUAUUAUUAUUAUUAUUAUAUCUUCUUGGCAUUUCUUGGAGAAUUAAAAGCAACGGCUCUGAUCUAAAACUAGUAUCCAUGGACUGCACAGGCUAAAACUGAACGUCACUUAACACACACGCAUGAAGCCCCUUUUUCCAUGAUAAAGGGUAAUUUCUGUCAUCUUCACAUUCUUGGCUAAUCAGUCAUCAUAAAACAGUUAAGUUCCAACUUAACCAAACAUGGCACAAGUAUUGAUCUCUAACAAAGACGAUACAGGAACACGCAAUGCAACAAAAUAAAUUGUGAAAUCAGUGAAUUCUAAAGCAGAAUGUUAUAAACUGCUUAACCCUUUACCACUUAAAUGUAGAUACAUUUUUUGACGCUUUUGAAGCGUCAUAGAAAGUGACACUAAAUUAAAUACCUUUCUUACUGGAUUCAAGUUUUAAAGGCUUCAUUUCCAACCCUUAGAUACUGAUGAGCAGCAAAUAGCAUAAAACCUGAACAGACUGUGAGUUACUUGCAGGCUGUUCUGGUUUUAUGCUGGUUGCAAAUGCCAUUUUCACUUUUCUUCUUAUGGGGGAAAAAGUUGAACAACACAGUGUAUCGGUGUCCUAGAAUAAGGGUGGCUGUCAGUCUGGACAUUUAAAGGUACGGCUUAUCCCAUUGCAGAAAGAAUGCUGGACCAAAACUGAUAUAUUAAAAUAUUACAUGACUUGUAAAUAAAUGAGUCACACUCUGAGAAAACGGGGUUAAAUGCAUGUGCUUAAAGUGUCAACCCAGAUUAGCCUGUGCAACUCAGGGACAACUCUUUCAGCCUAUUCUGGAUAUUUGCUAAGAAGAGAUUUUCUUUAAACAAAAAAUUACAUACAAGUGAAAAGUGUCAUCCCUGAUGAGCUGAUGCAGACUGCACAGGCUAUUCUGGAACAACACUUUACACACACGAAUUAAACCAUCUGUCCACAGAGCAUGGAUCAAAUUAAUUUGUUCUUUAGUCAAGCAUGGUACCAUUUUAUUAUUUUGUGUACAUGUGUAUAAAUUUGUCACAUUUGUCAUUCAGAUUCAUUUUACUUUGAUAGACGUUGUUCUAUAUUUGAGAAUGGAUCAGACCAACGUAAACAGCUAUGUAGUCAAUUGAAUAAAAAGUUAUACAUGUAAGACAAA